CCAAAUAUUCGAGUUGUAAAAUGAACUCAAACGAGACACAAACUGAGCAAAGGCGUAGGGUAACGCUUCCCGCAGCAACACAAAAUAAACCUGAAGAACCCAAAAAAAAUGCGAAACCCGAAAAUACCGAGGAUGCCAAAAGGAUUUCUCAUAGCGAGUUUCAAAAGAGAGUAACCACGGAUAGGAGCGAUGAGCCGGUGUUCUGCUGCCAAUUCGAAGUGUUCGGGAUAGUGCAAGGCGUUUCCUUUCGAAUGUACACCUUACGAAGAGCCCAGAAGCUGGCAGUUCGGGGCUGGUGCAAGAACACCAAUGAAAACACGGUGAAGGGGGAAAUUCAAGCGCAUCGACAUUCCUUUGAGUCCAUGCGCCUCUGGCUAAAGCACACCGGCAGUCCCACCAGUCGAAUCGACAAGUGCAUCUUUAGUGAAACCUCUGAACUCUCCGAGUUCACUUACGGUAACUUUUCGAUUGUGGUGGAUUAGUUUGUUCCUCGGCUUUGGGUCCAUUUUAAAACUGAAGAAAUUGUAGUAUUUGUGUACUGACUUAUUAACGGUUUUUUAGGUUUUGAAUAUGGAUUAAAAAUUGUUUUAUAGGUACAAG
Messenger RNA from Drosophila takahashii, 600 nucleotides. Its product is annotated as acylphosphatase-2. The record is from RefSeq and is a predicted model, not a curated record. NCBI's taxonomy places the organism in Eukaryota, Metazoa, Arthropoda, Insecta, Diptera, Drosophilidae. Gene Ontology annotation, molecular function: acylphosphatase activity.